Ochotona princeps (American pika) is the source of this 2609-nucleotide messenger RNA. RefSeq names its product ras homolog family member V (gene RHOV). The coding region runs from base 1139 to 1849 and encodes 236 amino acids. Gene Ontology annotation, biological process: small GTPase-mediated signal transduction. The transcript is spliced from 3 exons. Lineage: Eukaryota; Metazoa; Chordata; Mammalia; Lagomorpha; Ochotonidae. The record is from RefSeq and is a predicted model, not a curated record. Gene Ontology annotation, molecular function: GTPase activity; GTP binding.
AGAAGGGAGGAAGACAGGCACAGCUCUUCAGACUUGGGUUGUGGAUUUUCCUGCUACCAAGUCUUUGAGAAACAAAACUGUUGCCUUUCUUCAUAUCCAUCACCUCACUUCCCCACACUCUCGAGGCCGACUCCCUGGGCCUGGGUCCUCCCAGGAUCUCUGUUGGUAGACCGCGUUGGGGCCCAGGGAAAGGAUUCCCCGCCUGGUGUCACCAGUGUGGCUGCAAUAAACAGCCGAAAUUAGCAUCUCGGGUUCUGGCUUGCUCUCUGGAUGACCUUUCUGUCUUGUCUUACUUUGCAAACUCCUUCUAGGGCAAGGACAGUGGGUGGCCCCGGCCAGCAAGCAUCUGCAGGUGGCUAUUAAAUACUUCAGAUGGUGACCGAGAUAAUUGUGGCUAUUGCUGGGAUUUACACAGCAGCCAAAUAGGGACCUGGCCUCCAAAAUCCUCCCCAGCUGGCUUCCCACUUCCUUCAGUGAGUGGAGCCAAGAUAUUGAGUCUGGUUUCCCGGGGGCUCCCAGCUGCGGCUCUUCUGCCAAAGCUAGGCGACUCCACAGCCCACAGCCACCUGCUGUGUUCUUAACAACUCAGAUUUCUGUGUUAUUCAACACAUUCCUGUAGUCACAAAAUUACCCCAUCCUGACUUUUAAACACUCGUGUAAACAGACGUAUGGCUUUUUUGUCCUAAUUUGGAGAAGGUUUAAUCGGAACAUGUGUUUGAAAUUUGCACCUGCUCGAUGACGUGUUCUGUAGCGGGCUGCCUCCUGCUCACAAUACAUCGCCGCCGUCCAUCUCCAGCAAGCAAGAUGCCCAGAGCUCGGUGUCGUCAUUUGGCGAGGUUUUGUCCUCGUACCUGACUGGGUGCCCUGAGCGUCAGCUCUCCGCCUCCUUUCCUCCCCGGGCCUCCUUAGGGCGCGCGGCCAAAGGAGGUCCGGGCAGGUGGGCGGCGCCCGGGGCCGCCGGGGACAUGCAGAUGAGGUGGGCGGGCCCUACUUAUAGCCACGGGUCAGCGGCGGGCGAGCGAGCGAGUCAGUGCAUCCAGGACCGGCUCGGUCGGAGGCAGGUCCAGCAUAAGCUGCUUUCCCUAGCGCCGCGGAGCCUGGUCCCGGGCUGGCCCCUCUGCUGCCCCCGGAGCGGGCCAUGCCGCCGCGGGAGCUGAGCGAGGCCGAGCCGCCCCCUCUCCGGGCCCCGACCCCUCCUCCGCGGCGGCGCAGCGCGACCCCGGAGCUGGGCAUCAAGUGCGUGCUAGUGGGCGACGGUGCGGUGGGCAAGAGUAGCCUCAUUGUCAGCUACACCUGCAAUGGGUACCCCGCGCGCUACCGACCCACGGCGCUGGACACUUUCUCCGUGCAAGUCCUAGUGGAUGGCUCCCCGGUGCGCAUUGAGCUCUGGGACACGGCGGGACAGGAGGACUUUGACCGGCUGCGCUCGCUCUGUUACCCGGACACCGACGUCUUCCUGGCCUGCUUCAGCGUGGUGCAGCCCAGCUCCUUCCAGAACAUUGCCGAAAAAUGGCUGCCGGAAAUCCGCACCCACAACCCGCAGGCACCCGUGUUGCUGGUGGGAACCCAGGCUGACCUGAGGGACGAUGUCAAUGUACUGAUUGAGCUGGACCAGGGGGGCCGCGAGGGACCCGUCCCCCAGCCGCAGGCUCAGGGCCUGGCUGAGAAGAUCCGGGCCUGCUGCUACCUCGAGUGCUCGGCCUUGACCCAAAAGAACCUGAAGGAGGUGUUCGACUCAGCCAUCCUCAGUGCCAUUGAACACAAGGCCCGGCUGGAGAAGAAGCUCAACGCCAAAGGUGUCCGCACCCUGUCCCGCUGCCGCUGGAAGAAGUUCUUCUGCUUUGUUUGAGAAUCCCAUUCUACCCGCUACCCCGCUGUCCAAAGGGGGGAACAGUGCGUGUAGCUAGCGAUCCACAGGAGGCCAGAGACUUCUGGAACCUGGGGCCUGGCUGCCCCGUGGGACUUAGUUACCUGCUGGACGCUGUGGGGACCUGGGCCUCAAGCUGCUCACUCUGCUAAGCCAGGGUGCUCCUGGGGCCUUGCAUUAGGCAAAUAGUUCCCCAAAAAGAAGCCAGCCCUUGGAUUUGCAUGGGAUGCUACCUGCACUGUCAGCCACCCCGGCUGAGCAGUCUGGCAUCCAGUUCCCAAUUUUGUUCACACAUAGGCUUGCCGGUCAGCCUAGCUGAAUUAGGACCCCUGCCCCAGUCCCUGCUGGACCCAGGGAUGAGGAAGAGCCUGGGGCCAGCUGGCUGGAAGGCUUGGAGGGCUGGAAGGACUGACAGACAUGUUGGGAUGGAAUGGGUGAAGCAAAGGCCGGUGAGGAAUGGAGAGAUGGAGCAGCGGGCAGGGGAAGCCUGGAGGUGUGGGGCUGGAGGCUGGGCCUGAGGGCCGGGGCUGGAAGGAGGAAGGCGAGGAGCGGGGAGAGCAGGAGCGCAGGCUGACACCUGGGCUGCCCUCAGCCCUUCAGGCCAGGGAGGGCGGGGCUGGCCCUGGGACGAUCUGGGUCUCAGGGCUCCCCAGGCACUGCCCAAACUGGCUGGGCCAGGAGCUGGGGCAGGAAGUGAGAGGACGGGCUCAGGCCAAGGAAGGGGGAGGAGCUGCAGAUGAGA